AUGCUGCACGAUGACACCCAGUCGUUACGGGAACGUCACCCUCGCAAUCGGUUCCACAAUGUCGAUCCCACCAAGAAAGCAGCCGAAUGGAAGGACAACAUAUGGCCUAUCCGACCGCAGACGCCUUGGGAUAUCUCCACUGACUUUCCGUCUCCCCGUCUGCUCGAGUAUGACGUCGAAGAAGGGACAUGGCUGAGAUUGGAUGUUCAUCCCAAGACCGGCGACAUUGUAUUUGAUAUGAUCGGCGACCUGUACUGCAUAUCUUCGGAAGACGCGUACGACCAGUCUGGGAGCACUGCUACCGCUCGACCUAUUCUUCGUGGUGUACCCUACGACUCUGACCCUCACUUUUCACCUGAAGGUGAUAGAAUAGUCUUCAGAAGUGAUGCCGAAUUGGGGGUAGAAAAUAUUUGGAUAAUGGAGUGGAGGGGGUGCGAGAAAAUGGACAUAGUUCCCGCGGUAGUGGAAGAAAGUUCCCUGCUUUCCCGGGCAAUCGAAUCUCAGCAUGAAGAUGACGCACUUCUCGCUCGGGGCAUCAAGGAGACGCCUGAGAGGCGUAAGCAUCGUCUGGUAAGAGAAGGUCGACUUGGAGCCUACCGGGUCACGAACGAGACGUAUCGAUGGGUUAGCGAUGCAAGAUUCCAUCCAUCUGGCAAGAAAGUCAUUGCAACUAAAUGGUACACAUCGAGACGUUCUUUGGGCGCCGGGGAAGGCUGGGAAUACAGCAUACCUGCGCCUGGCGAUGAUAUACAGUCUGGAAGUGGGGUUCGUCUUGUCGGAAGGACUCUGCCUGCUGGAUUUGAAGACUACGGAGAACAGCAGAUUGGACCAGAGCAGCUCAUCUGGCACGGAGAGGAUAGAGUCAUCUUCUCUAAAAACGUUCGGGAUCCCACGAGCUUUACAUAUUCCAAAGACGUGCAUAACGGCAUUUAUGCAAUAUUCGAGCGAAAUUUGACUUCAACGCGUACAGUAACCUUGGUAGAUGCAUCUCCAGGCGGGGCAAGUCGACCCGAACUUUCUCGCGACGGACGGACCCUGGUGUUCGUACGACGCAUGGGGGAUCACCAAAUGCUAGUGCUCAAGGAUCUGGAAACCGGUACCAUUCACUAUGCAUGGGAUGGACUCAGCUACGAUCUCAGUGGUAUCUCAGCACCCAUGGGAACCUAUCCAUCCUUUGCGUUUACACCAUCAGAUUCUGCUAUCAUCAUCUGGGCUGCGGGUAAAAUCUGGUCUGUCCCUUUGGCAACGAACUCGUACGGUGAAAGGAUCUCUUCUGGAACACCCUACCCUAUCCGGUUUACUGCUCAUAUCGAAAAACGACUGGCAGAAACGAGGAAAAUUGAGGAUAUUGACCUCGUAAGCAUAGAAACUGCGGACUACCAGAGGAUUAGGGCUUUCAAGGUCCUCCGUGCGGACUUUGCUGGUAACAAAGUGGUGUUCCAGGCGGCGGGUGUUACGUAUGUGCAGGUCGUAGGUGAGAAAGACGUUAUGAAGGUUCCCGUACUUCACGACGAUGGAGUGACGCCUUACUAUUCUCCGUCGAUCGUGCGGGACAAGACCCGAACUAUCAUCCUACAUGCACGUUGGGAUGAUACCAAUUUUACCUCAUUUGAGCUAGCGAACUUGGAGGACGGCUGGGUAGUCGAGAUUGAAGGGCUACCUCGGGGCCGAUACCUGAGCCCUGUUAUUUGCCAGGUGGAUCGUAGUCACCGGGUCAUCGCGUUUGUGAAAAUCGCAGGCGACUAUCUCACUGGGGACGUCGUCGCCUCUGCAGCUCCUGGGCUAUACGUCGCGGACCUCGAGGGUGCUCCUUCACAGGGAGGAAUGAACAUAGUCAAUUUGCGGUUGGUUCCCUCCGAAAUUGACGUAGACGAUCGCAUCAAUAUGCGUUUCUUGGAAUCUAAUUCUGAACUUCUAGUACAACAGUCCGAUCGGUCUUUUGUGAUUGAUCUAUCCGGGACCCCAGACGCGGACGGAAAACCUCCCCAUUAUACUCUGGCUACGGGAAAGAUGUCAAAGGAGAUGGCUGUUUCCUUGACGUCGCCUUCUGGGCAGCUUCAGAGAUCUUUGCUGAAGAAGUUAAGCGGCGACGGGUUCAAUAUUAAAGCGGACAACGUCGCGUUUGUUGACUUUUUCCAUGUUUAUGUUGCACCCGGGAAAAGUCUGAAAGAAGGAGAGGAAGCAUGGUCAAAACCUGGGAAUGCGACUGAUGGGUUGGUACGACUGAGUCUGGAUGGAGGCCACGAUGUUACGUGGAGUGAAGAUGGGAAAAAGAUCUUCUGGUUUUUGGGUCCGUAUCUGCACUCCUUGGAGGUGUCUAAACUGAGCAAGUGCACCUCGACAAUCCGAAAGGACCAUCUCACUUUCGGCAUUGACUGCGUCAAAAAUCUCUUGGAGUACCAAGAAAUCGUCGUUGAGCAUUCGACUGAUAUCUCACGUUUGAAGAAGGAGGCUGCUAGGACCGCUUCAUAUCCAGAUUCUGAUCUCCUUGUUCUUUAUAAUGCUACCCUGCUGACGAUGGAAACGGGGGAGUUGGAGAAAGACUUGGUUCGUGAGGCAUUGUUGGUCAUUCGGGGAGGUGUCAUCACUACUGCUGCGGCAUUGAACACUGUUGUUAUACCGACAGAGGCUACUGUUAUCGAUAUGCACGGAGCAACUAUCGUGCCAGGAUUUUUCGAUUUACAUGCUCAUUGGGAUGGAUUCGAGAAUGCCAUGCCUGCCAAGUCUUGGGAGAUGGAGACUUUCUUAGCAGUUUGCCCUAGCGCUUCCAAUGUGGAUGGAUUCAUCGAACGAAGCAGAGUUGAGCGAGGCCAUUUUGUUGGUCCUCGGAUAUUCCAAGUUGGCGAUGUCAUAUAUGGUGCAGGCGAUCCUGGGUACCACCAGGAUAUCGCGGAUAUGGACGAGGCGCACUCUGCUCUUAUUAGGAUCAAGGCUGAAGGCGGACCGAUUAGUACGUCGUAUAAGAAUUAUAAUCAGCCCUCUCGCGCAUCUCGGCAGCGGCUUCUACUAGUUGCCUCGAAAUCUGAGCAUGUUAUCAUUCUAUCCCGGUUACCUACAUUGUAUGAUGAUGUUUUGAUGCUGUACGCCAAAAGUGGUACUGGUGCCUCUCCCACGCAUCUCGUUAAUUAUGGAGGUGCAUUUGGUGAACAGUUUGUAUGGGCUACAGAAGACGUCCCAAAUGAUCCGAAAUUAAGAAAGUUCGUACGGCACGAUAUUUUGGAAGGUCUGACGGAGUCCACAUCGAGACCGCUGUCAGUUGCCAAGAUGGUUCGUAUGGGACUGAAGACGCAUAUCGGCGCUCAUGGAGAGCCUCCAGUGUAUAAGGCGGCGACAUCGAAUGCUGCGCAGACAUUGGGUGUAUUUUCUUCCGUCGGAUCCCUAAGUCCUGGGAAGCUGGCUGAUUUUGUUGUCUACCCGGCUGGGGUGGACAUCUUGAAUGGCCUGAUGAGCGAGUCGAGGAAGCUUAGCUACGUAGCCCGUGGUGGGAGGAUUUGGAACGCAUCUACGAUGGAACAAGUCUGGCCCUUGGUCCAGGAAAGACAGCGAAUGCCUCCAUUCAAUCCUGUACAAUAG
Desarmillaria tabescens is the source of this 3573-nucleotide messenger RNA. RefSeq lists its product as uncharacterized. Gene Ontology annotation, molecular function: hydrolase activity, acting on carbon-nitrogen (but not peptide) bonds. The record is from RefSeq and is a predicted model, not a curated record. The transcript has 13 exons. Bases 1 to 3573 code for a protein of 1190 amino acids. NCBI's taxonomy places the organism in Eukaryota, Fungi, Basidiomycota, Agaricomycetes, Agaricales, Physalacriaceae.